AUGCUGGAUCUUUUGUCGCGGACGUGUCCCCAUCUGUGUCCCGGGGUUCAGGCAGCAGCGAAGGCACUUGAGUAUGAUGGCGCCUGCGAGCACCUGCAUGGCACUUCGCUGCACGACUUACAUAAGCCUGUAGUGGUUUUAGGCGCCUCUGGGUUCGACGCAGCCGUACUUAAGGAGCUACCGCCAGUGGCCAGUGGCAUCCGUCGAAACGAUGAUACUCGUCUAGGUAUCGAAGGCGCUCUAAUGCCCUUUGCAACCAGCACUGCGCGCAGCGCGCACCCGUAUGUCGGAUUCGGCGGUGUCGAACACCCUGACAAUUGUAAAGAAGCUGCACUGCCGAGUCGAGCGCGAAGCGGCCUGGGCGUGCUCGCAUAA
Messenger RNA from Volvox carteri f. nagariensis, 375 nucleotides. RefSeq lists its product as uncharacterized. Bases 1 to 375 code for a protein of 124 amino acids. Lineage: Eukaryota; Viridiplantae; Chlorophyta; Chlorophyceae; Chlamydomonadales; Volvocaceae. The transcript has a single exon. The record is from RefSeq and is a predicted model, not a curated record.